This is a messenger RNA of Aspergillus saccharolyticus JOP 1030-1, 1618 nucleotides long. RefSeq names its product putative CUE domain protein. Gene Ontology annotation, molecular function: dioxygenase activity; ubiquitin binding; zinc ion binding. The record is from RefSeq and is a predicted model, not a curated record. Lineage: Eukaryota; Fungi; Ascomycota; Eurotiomycetes; Eurotiales; Aspergillaceae. Bases 17 to 1543 code for a protein of 508 amino acids. Gene Ontology annotation, biological process: DNA repair; DNA alkylation repair. Gene Ontology annotation, cellular component: nucleus. The transcript has a single exon.
CUCUUGACAGCUUCUCAUGGAUCAGUACCUCUCGCGCAAAAGGACUCGGAGUCCGCCCGUUCCGGCCUGCGCGGACGAUGACUCCACCGACAUGAAGCUCACGCGCUUGGUGUCCCUCUUUCCGGACAUGGCACUGGAUGCAUUGAUGGAGAUUCUACUCUCCAGCGGCGGCUGUGUAGAGACGGCCACCACCACAAUCCAAGCCCAACCAGACGUAACAAAGAAGCGUAUAGCGCCGCUCAGUGCAGCAGCGACCGCCAUCCAGACCUCCCUGGACGCUCACAUGCGGCAAAUCCACACCGACCACUCCGACAAAACCCCAAAACGACCACUGACCCGAAGGGGCAAGACACUGCACCUGUACUCCCCCGAGGACAUUGCCGCGCACACCCCCUGCUCCAUCAUCCACAACUUCCUGCCAGCGGAGCAGGCCAACGCGCUGCUGCUCGAGCUCCUCGAUGAGUCGAAGCACUUCUCACGUUACCGGUUCCAGCUCUUCGACCGCACCGUCCAGAGCCCCCACUCCGCUAGCAUCUACGUCGCCACCCCGGAGCAGCACCGCCAGCACACCUCCGAGUACACCUACGGCGGCUCCUACCGGUCCACCGUACGACAGAUCACCCCGCACCUGCGCGCCGUCUCCGGGGCGGUGCAGCGCGCCGUCAACGCAGAGAUCCAGCGCCGCAUUCGCACCGUCUACCCAGAAGGCCAGAAAUUGAAGUACCAGUCCCCGAGAGAGUGGGUGCCCAACGCGGCCUUUGUGAACUGCUACGACGGGCCCACCGAGGCCGUCGGAUUCCACUCGGACGAACUGACCUAUCUGGGCCCGCGGGCCGUCAUCGGAAGUCUGAGUCUCGGCGUCGAGCGCGAGUUCCGCGUUCGGAGGAUCGUCCCCACGGACGACGAUGGCGAGGUGGAAGAAGAGAACCCCCAAGUUUUGCCGGAAGAUAUUUCCGAAGGAGUAGUAGCCGUAACACCAAUGGCGGACAAGGCUUCCGCCUCAGACUCUUUGAAUAAACAACACAGGCCCAAUAAGCGUCACAAGCCAUCGACAUCCUCGUUGUCGGCUCGGGCAGAUGCCCAGGGCCAAAUCUCGAUUCAUCUUCUGCACAACUCCCUACUGGUGAUGCACGCCGAGAUGCAGGAAGAAUGGAAGCACGCCAUCGUGCCGGCGCAGACGAUCUCGCCGCAUCCGCUGGCGGGUCGCCGACGCAUCAACGUCACGUAUCGAUGGUAUCGGGACUCGCUGCACCCCCGUCACACCCCCCGGUGCCUGUGCGGGGCCCACACGAUCCUGCGGUGUGUGCAGCGCAAGCGCGAGACCCGGGGCCGGUAUAUGUGGAUGUGCUAUGCGGGGUAUGCGCCGGGCAAGAAAGGGUGUAGCUUCUUUCAGUGGGCGGACUUUGAUGAUGACGGGGAGCCGCUCUGGGAACGGACGACGGUAGACGACGACGAUGCUCCGUGGUUGGAGAAUUUUGCGGACGGAGAGGGACAGCUUGCGCAUGGGGCACAGCCAGGCAACGAAGAAGAGCGUAGUAUAUGAAUGUACCUAGUCCCUCAUACACCUUGUACAGUAUCUUGGGAGGUCGCGCUUCCUUCUUAGACACACCAUUUUCGG